AGAGAUAUUGGAGUAGUUAAAGCUACACAUUACACCUGGUUGUUUCUCGUUGACCUCCCCUACAGCUGGCAAAAGCCACCGUGUGAGAUUUUAUUAUACCACUGACUGAUAAAAUGGCUGUUGUAUGGUUGCUCCUAAGUCUCUUCUUCUUGGGUUCAGCUGAAGCUGGGAAACUGUUGGUUAUUCCAUCAGAUGGCAGUCACUGGUUAGGGAUGAAGCCUGUUGUGGAGGAGCUGGGGAGGAGAGGAAACCAGGUGGUGGUCGUCAUCCCAGAGGCGAGUCUGAGUAUGGGUCCUUCACAGAAUACCACCACUCUGACAUAUCCAGUGAACUACACCAAGGAUGAACUACAUGCAUCAUUGGAAGGGAAUUUAACUGAAAUUCUGAGUAAUGACCUUUCUUCUGACUUGACCAAGUUUCUGGUUUUCUUUUACCAAAUGAACCUUCUUCAAAAGUUUAUAGUGAGGAAUGCAGAGGGUCUGCUCUUCAAUGAGGACUUGAUGAAGAAGCUUCAAGACUACAGAUUUGAUGCUAUUCUCACUGACCCGUUUGAACCUGUUGGGGUCAUUGUCAGUGAAUAUCUCUCCAUUCCAGCUAUUUAUAUGCAAAUAAACCUUCCUUGUGGUGUCGACGCUCUUGCCAGCCAAUGCCCAAGUCCUCCUUCUUAUGUUCCACAACGUAAUACACACUUUACAGACCAGAUGAAUUUGUGGCAAAGGUGUGUCAACUUUGUAAGGACUCUCCUGCAGCCCAUGGCUUGUAGAUACAUGCAUACUUGCGCAGAUGAGAUCGCCUCACGUGUACUGCAGAGAAAAGCGUCUUUGAUGGAAAUUAUGAGCCGUGCAGCUCUUUGGUUUAUGCGCUUCGACUUUGCCUUUGAAUUCCCACGACCGUUGAUGCCUAACAUGAUCAUGAUUGGAGGAAUGGCAACUAAGAAGCCAAAACCAUUGUCACAAGAGCUGGAGGAGUUUGCGAAUGGUUCUGGAGAGCAUGGGUUUGUGGUCUUCACUCUGGGCUCCAUGGUGUCACAGUUACCCGAGGCCAAAGCCAGAGAGUUCUUUGAGGCAUUUAGGCAGAUACCUCAGAGGGUGCUCUGGAGGUACACUGGACCAGUCCCUGAAAAUGCUCCAAAGAAUGUCAAACUGAUGAAAUGGCUUCCACAAAAUGAUCUCUUGGGCCAUCCUAAGGUUAAGGCUUUUAUUACGCAUGGCGGAUCACAUGGAAUCUAUGAAGGAAUCUGUAAUGGGGUGCCAAUGGUGAUGCUUCCUCUGUUUGGAGACCAAGGGGAUAAUGCCCAGCGUUUAGUGGCUCGAGGUGUUGCAGAAGCCCUGAGUAUCUUUGAUGUAACCUCAGAAAAACUGCUGGUUGCAUUGAGAAAGGUCCUCGAUGACAAAAGCUACAAGGAGAAGAUGUUAGAGCUUUCAGCUAUUCACAGAGACCGUCCCAUUGAGCCUCUGGACCUGGCUGUGUUCUGGACUGAGUUUGUCAUGAGGCACAAAGGGGCAGAUCAUCUCAGAUCCGCAGCCCAUGAGCUGAACUGGAUUCAGUAUCAUUCCCUGGACGUCAUUGGCUUUCUCAUUCUCAUUCUAGUGACUGUUAUUUUUGUGACCGUCAAAAGCUGCAUGUUCUGUUUCAGGAAGUGCUUCAAGAAAACUCUGAAAAAUAAGAAGGAGUAGAUACAUAAAGUCAACUUUUUGUCCCUUUUCGUGGGGUGAUUGUAAGAAAUCUCUUUAAUCUGUGUUUUUUGUAACUUUAAUACCUCCAUGACUUGAAUAAAGCCUCACAAAACCUA
Pimephales promelas (fathead minnow) is the source of this 1792-nucleotide messenger RNA. NCBI's taxonomy places the organism in Eukaryota, Metazoa, Chordata, Actinopteri, Cypriniformes, Leuciscidae. The record is from RefSeq and is a predicted model, not a curated record.